Molecule: messenger RNA, 702 nt
Organism: Aureobasidium namibiae CBS 147.97
Lineage: Eukaryota; Fungi; Ascomycota; Dothideomycetes; Dothideales; Saccotheciaceae
Exons: 1
Coding region: 1-702 (233 amino acids)
Source: RefSeq, a predicted model, not a curated record
AUGGCUGGCAUUCCCGAGUCAAGACGAGCACGUAUCGACCCAGUGUCGGCGAUGUACCGUACCUCUUACGAUCUAGCUACGCUCCUUCUUCAUGAGUUCACUCACGCUUUCUGCAUGGCAUACUUCGAGCGUCCGAAUGUUUUUGAUAUACGAGAACCUUGGGCUCCAAUGAACAGGACAAACGAGCAAGGGUAUGCGUUCGAGAACUUUGCGCUGGGUGGCGUACUCAAGUCCUUAAGAGUGGGUAUUCCACCCAUACACGAUGAAUUUCACAGUAUGCAGGCCGUUCUCGCACCUUUUGGGCUCUACACCAACCGCGAAUGGGACGCUUGGUUUGGAAACCCAGCCAACAAAACUCAUGCUACCAUGGAUUCGGACCUGGAUCAUGUGGAAGACCGUAAGCCAUCAAGCAGGGAAUAUCCGGUUCCCCAGGCGUGGACACAAUGGUUGUUCUCGGAAGAUCUCUGGACCGAUCAGGUUCUUCGAUUUGGGCUCGAAGCAAUCAAAGUGCCAAAACACAAGAAGUGGGAGGUGGUCAAAUUACCCUAUGGUACGAGGGGUUGGAACGGCACAGGCGAGCACAGAUGGAACACUGCUCCUGGCACAGAUGACAGGAUAUGGGUGCCAAACUGGGAUGAUUUCUACCUCGACGGGAUUCCAGAAGAAGCCCGAGUCUUCAAACAUCCAACAUGGGAUCCAUAG